Molecule: messenger RNA, 1350 nt
Organism: Pediculus humanus corporis (human body louse)
Lineage: Eukaryota; Metazoa; Arthropoda; Insecta; Psocodea; Pediculidae
Product: class A rhodopsin-like G-protein coupled receptor GPRpgn, putative
Exons: 5
Coding region: 1-1350 (449 amino acids)
Biological process (GO): poly(A)+ mRNA export from nucleus; regulation of translational termination; regulation of translational initiation
Cellular component (GO): nuclear pore; cytoplasm; nuclear pore cytoplasmic filaments
Molecular function (GO): translation initiation factor binding; phospholipid binding; inositol hexakisphosphate binding
Source: RefSeq, a predicted model, not a curated record
AUGUCUGGAUCGAUUAAUGGAAAAUCAUAUUUAAAAAAAUAUGUUGUAAACGUAUCUUAUGAUUCAUCUCAAAAUUCCUGUCAAAAUGUUUUACCAUCCAUACUAAAAAAUAAAUAUCCUAAAUCGCUUUAUUGUCCGGCUAAGAGAAAGACAAAAAAAAAUAACACUUUAGAAAAUGAAUUUAACACAUCUGGUUCUCAGCACCUCAAUACCUCGUAUUCAGUAUCAAAUCCCUGCAGGUAUUUCAAAAUAAAAAGACAUUACAAAUCGGAUGAUUCGAGUGAUGAUGUUAACGAAGAUGGCGACAUACAAACUCUUAACAUAUUCAGUCCGUUAAAAAAAAAAUACAAAAGAGUUAGGUUUUCCGAUAGCAACGACAUAAUUAGUUCAGGUUAUUUCGAAACCUUUGACGAAAACAAAUUACAUUCACUUUCCGAUAAAAAUUUCCUACAAAAAGAAAACAUUACCACCUACAUGGAUAACUCUCUCGAACCCCUUUUAACGGACGAAACGAUGAAAAAAUUCAAAUUCAAUUGUCAGAAGGCUGUGACAAUUCCAGUUAAUGCCAUAUCUCCAAUCAAUGCGUCGCAUUUAACGGACAAAUACAUGAAACUUUAUCAUCUUUUAUCCGGGCACACGGUCGAAGUUGGUGAAAUUAAAGUCGAUGCAUCGCAACAUCCUUUGGGAAUUAAUUUUUGUAAACAUUUACUUGCUAAAAAAUUCGUCAGACAGGGUGAUUUGACUGUAUCCAGUAAACCCGAUGCAGCAUUUUCCAUAGCAGCCGUUAUGGUUUCACUUUGGGUGGAAUUCCCGGAUUUCGGUCAAUUAGUUUUAGCACAAUUUCAUUCUGCGUGUCCGUAUUUGGCUCCCGUAUUUAUGCCACAGGUAGAAGGACAAUCGGAUGUUGAUUAUCACAAAUCAUUAGGAUAUCAUUAUUCUCAAAAUGGCGACGUGGAAAAACAAGAUAGUUUUUUAAAAAGAAUGAGUGGAAUAAUGAGACUUUAUGCAGCUCUUUUAAUUUCAAAACCCCGUCAACCGGGAAAAAUGAAUCCCCUGGGAUUGUCCGAAGGUUGGAGGUGGCUUUCCGCUUUGUUAAACUUAAGUCCGAGACCCGACAUUUGCGCCACUUUACUGUACGAUUUUCUAGAAGUUGCCGGAAACGCCAUGUUUAAAUUAUACGGCAGGCAGUUUAAAAAAUUAUUGGCUUACAUCUGUCAAGAAUAUUUUCCCAAAUUGGAAAAAGUAAGUGCGGGAGGACCCAUUGUAAGAUUAGAAGGUUUUUUACAAAAAGUACUCAAAGAAGAAUUCAUUCCACUACCAAAUGGCAUCCUACCACAUAAUUUUUGGUAA